UUUCUGAGAUAUGACACCCCCCUAACCUAAUCUAAUCUAACCGAUAAUUAACCAUUGUUCUGCCUACCCUUUACUCUGAUGAAGGCCCGGGCAGAGGAUAGGAGGUAGCUGACUUGGUCGCCUUCCAAAAUAAUUGCUUUACAAAAUCAAUAUUUCAACAACGAGUAAUUUUCGACGGAAGUUUAUUGAAGAAAAGUUGUUUAGAAUUGCAUAAAGUAGUGAAAGUAGCCAUGAAGUGCACCAUUCCAGAGAUCUCGUGGCAUAACAGAGACCCGGUGUUGUCCUUAGAUAUACAGCCCAACCCUCAGGAUGGCAUUUACCGUCUGGCUACAGCUGGGACAGAUACGCAUAUUGUGAUUUGGCAGUUGUGUGUGUUGGACAAUGGUGGAGUAAGUGUGGAAGCAUUGAGUGACCUUACACGACACAAUCGAGCAGUCAAUGCAGUCAGAUUUUCACCAGAUGGAGAGAUCUUGGCCUCAGCUGAUGAUGAGGCAGCUGUUAUCCUGUGGAAAAAGCAAGAUUCAUCUGGUAGUGUUGAUAUUUUUGUGGAUGAUUCAGAAAAGGAGAACAAGGAACACUGGACGAUCCUGAAGAUGUUGAGAGGCCAUUUAGAGGAUGUUUAUGAUAUCUGCUGGUCCAAAUGUUCACAGUUUCUCAUUACUGGAUCAGUAGAUAACUCAGCCAUUCUCUGGGAUGUAGGGAAAGGAAAAAAUAUUGGAUUGUUAAAUGACCAUAAAGGAUUUGUCCAAGGUGUAGCAUGGGACCCUCAGGGACAAUAUGUUGCGACUCUUUGUUCUGACAGGUAUUGCAGAGUAUAUAAUAUCAGUAACAAGAAAAUAGCACACAGAAUUCACAAAACUAAUAUACCAACAGUUGAUGCAGAAGACAUCUUGAGAGAAAGGCCCACCAGAUUAUUCUAUGAUGACACACUGAAGUCCUUCUGCCGCCGUCUCAGCUUUUCACCCGAUGGAGAAUUGUUAUUGACUCCUUCUGGUAUUGUAGAGGAAGAUAAUGGAAAAGUAACUAAUGUUACCUAUGUCUUCUCCCGCCAUGCACCUUCCAAACCAGUACUCUAUCUUCCCACAAAAGACAAAUACACAUUGGCAGUCAGAUUCUGUCCCAUACUAUUCGAGUUGAGGCCCAUACCACGUGAAGAAGAGGAUGACCAAAAAGAUGAGCCUCAAGAACCUUGGCAGGAGUACUUAAAUUUGUUUAAUUUGCCAUAUAGAAUGAUAUUUGCUGUUGCUACUCAAAAUGCUGUGCUUCUCUAUGAUACACAACAGCCAGUCCCCUUUGCGAAGGUCUCCAAUAUUCACUACACUCGCCUUAGUGAUGUAGCCUGGUCCUUCGAUGGUCGAAUCCUUGUCGUUUCCUCAACAGAUGGUUAUUGUUCCUUGGUGUCCUUUUCUGAAGGCGAAUUAGGGAUUCCAUACAGAAAAGGGAUAGAACAAAAUAUUACAAAGGAUGUAGACAGCACUGAGUUUGAUGUAAAAGAGACCAGGCCAGUUUUAUCCUCAGUGUGUGAAUCAGCAUCAGUGGAGGUUGAAAAUGAACAGUUGCCCAGUAGCCAGUUGACAAAAAAUAAAGCAGUAACAGUGAAAAGAACUGGAGAAAGCUCUAAACCUGGCAAGAGAAUAUCAUUGAUAACACUGUCUGGUCCAUCACUCAAGAGUGAUGAGAACACACUCACUCCUAAGCCAGAGUCUACACAGCUACCAAGUAACACCCAUUUACAGGGAGAAUUAAUGGAUGUAGAUGAAGCAGUAAAAAAGAAGUUUGAAGGGGAUACCCAAAGCCCAUCCAAAACCACAAGGGAUGGAUCUCCUGCCAAAACACCAUCUGGGGGAUCAAAGACACCUAGACGUGUGCCUCUCAUAACUCUGUCCAGUCCUAAGGGAAAGAAAAGUGCUGUGAGUGAUUUUAGAUGAAUAUGCUAACAUAGAUUAGUGCCUGGUCAAGCCAUAUGAGAAAUUUGUAAUUAAUUUAUUAAAUUAUUUUACUGUGUGUUUUGUAUGCACUAGAAUAAAGAGCUCCAAACAAAAAGCUCAUGUCAGUCCUGAUUCAUUUGUUCAUAAAUAAGUGAAACAAAGGUGAGUUUUUAUGGCUAGAUAAAAAAAAGAGAUACCUCAGAUUAGUUGGUAAGAAUUAUCUAGUGCGGUAAUUCUCAAAUUUUUUCCUAAGUUAUAUUGUAUAUACCGGAAGUUUUAUUGUCCAUGACAAUAUACAGAGAGAGAUUGCAUAACUGAAACCUUCACUACAUGAAACAUCUCUGCCAUAAGUGUGAUUUUAUGUGAAGAUGUCAGUACCUGUAUCUGAUGAGUGUCCGUAAGAAGCUUGAAUGAGGAUGAUAUUUGAAUGGUAGAGAAAACUUAUAGUUUUAAACUAACUAUGAAUAUUAUUUGACCAGAAAAAGUAAUGGCAGUUACAAAACAUAAAUUUCAACGAGAACAUGGAAAUAUGUAAGAAAUAUAAACUGAAAGCAGCCUGUUUGCUUUGUCUCUGAUGGCUUUGGUUUCAGUAUGUAGAGUUGAAUUUGUAAUAUUUAGGUUGUACGGAUAAUGGUUAAUGGUUGUGUGAAUUGGAAGGAGCAAACAUGGAAAACAGGUAUCAGCAGGUUACAGUACAAUUAAUAACUUUUUUUUCUCUCUAAAAAUAAUGAUUUAAUUCAUACGCUAAACCAUAUAAACAAUGAGUAACAGCCUCACUAAGUUUGACUUUGUAAGGCUAAAGACGAGUUGAAUCAAUCAAUAAUUUGAAUUAAUAGGAUAAAAUUUACCCUUAGAUUCCACCUAAUAAAGAAUGGUUUUGACACUGACCAAACAGUGUGUGAAGGACAGGUUAGUGAAAGGGAUAUAAUAUACUGAAUCUGUCCAAAGAUUCUCCAUUGUUGUUGGAAUAGUAAAAGGGUAACUACUCCUUUUAUUGGAGGACAGAAUUAUGGGAUGAGGCAAGGUCACAUUGCAUCUAUCUGCCAUUACACAUACCACAACCUUCUGCCCCACACAUUACAACCUUAUGUUGCCACCCAUGCUGCUACCUAUACUGCCAUGUACAUCACGACGCUACCUACACUGCCAUGUAUAUCAUGAUGCUACCAAUACCUGAAUGUACAUGAUGACGCUGCCAACACUGCCAUGUACAUCACAAUAUCUUGCUGAUACCUACACUGCCAUGCACAUCACAACAUUAUGAUUUUACCAAGGAUGAUGAUGAGCUGUGACUGUGCUACCAGAGUAGAUAUAACAUUACCUGCUUUCAUUUGGAGUUGUGCUUACUGGGGAGAAUAUGAACAUAUCAACUGUUAAGAUGAUGCUGAAUUUAUUGCAUCAUUAAGAUUGCAGACCAUGACCAAAUUUCUUAAAAAAUUAGAGUGCCAAAAGUGUUUUGGAUUUUACAGUUCAGGAGCAAAAUAGUUUUUUUGCAAUAAGGUUAAUGACCACAUAUAUCAGUCUUAAUUUUUACAGCAGCUAUCAAGACCCUUUGUCGUGAUUUGCUCAGCAUUACAUGGGGGUAAAGUGCCACCCCGGGCAAAAUGCGUUUUUUUAUGGAUAUCACUAUUUUCACCCUUCCUCUACAUGUUGGCGUUGUAUGUAACCCCUUAGGUAGACUAGAAAUAUGGUUGAAAGUCCUUCAAAAAUAGAGUGUCAUUUUGCCUCAGGCCGGGAGCUACGUAUCUGGCUGUGUUCUCAGUAAGUAAAGGUGGUCACAUCCCGUUCAGAAUGAGAGGAGCGAUUUUUAGAGAGGGCAGAGAAAACUACGAUCGUCAGGGAUAAUAAAACGAAGGAACUAAACAAAGUAAAAUUGUAAUACUAUUAUCAUAAUACUGUUUUUACCCAAGAUUAUGCAAACUUUCUCCACCUCUGUAUUCGCAUGUUAAUUACGGUGGGGGGGGGGGGGUGUUGUUUCCUUAUUAUUACACUAUUAUACGUACUAAACAAUAUUAUAGAUCUUUUGCUAAUAAUAGGGACGGAAAGAUAAAUACUGAUAGGCAAGUGAUUUUUUUUUAUUAUUUAAUUUUUUGGGGGGUAGCUUGGUGUAAGACGAGUGUUUUUUUUUGUGAUCCUUAACUUGUUUUACAGUAUUAGCCCACAAUAAUAAGAAAAUUUUGCAGAAAAAUGCUAUUAUUGUUGGUUUGAAGAUCAAACAACCAUACAUGACAGGUAGUUAUUCUCAUUCAACUCGCGAUAAAAUAGUAACUAUUCACAGUACUAACUUCCAGUUUUCACUGUUCGCUAGGAGAGGGAUCGAGCUGCACGAUAAAAAAAAAUGAACCCUCUAGCUUAAAAAAGAACAAAGUUAGUUAGGGUUGUUUGAACUUCGAAAAACUUUAAACGCGUUUUUCUCCGCUUUUUAAAUUUGGCGCUUCACCCCCUUGUAAUGCGGAGCGCCUCAAUUGAUAGAAUGUUGCUUGGCAUUUUGAAUUUGUAAAAUUUUUUGAAUCGUAUGAGACACUUGGUGGAACACCGAUAUAUGCAAAAAACUCAAGUAUUGAGAUAAUCAAGGUUAAAGUUAGUGUACAUUGUUUUGACUGCGUAGUCAUUAGGUUGAGUUUACUUUAGAGGGUCACUUUAGAGCAUACAGUAAAUGAUGAAUAAUCAAUCAUACAAAUGUUAUGUAAUAAUCACCAGCCCAGAACAGGUGUACACGUAUGCAUGGAUGAUAAACACUAUUAGACAGAAAAUAAUAGAGAAUCAUUCACGUGGCAUCCGAUAAUAGCAGGGGUCUAGCAGAUGCUAUAGUUCCCGCCUCCCAAGGUUGCUCAUACACCCUCACAUUUUUUGGGCCUCCCAUUGGCUGAGUGAGCGAUGUCAUGUUUUCGCGGUCCUCUGAUUAGUCAUGCUCUAUGGUGUAUACGUUGGUGCUCCACCGGCCUUGUGACCUACACAUCCCACAUGGAGACUGUGUAACUGGCUAAAAUUUCUUUGUUUUAUAACUAAAUUUUGUCCAUCCCCCAAAGACAUAUUUCAUUUCCCAGUCCAGCUCACAUUACAAAUAUUCACCAGGACAACACGUUGGGACAAGAAUCUCAUUUCUUUCUAAUUGGUUGAUGCGUCGAUGUUCCACUGAUUAACGUGGUUUUACUGUAUGUGCCUCUUGGUGCUCAUCUGAUGGCUUCUUAUUAUGUUACCUUUUAUUUAGGGUGUGGCCUUUUAUAUUGAAAAUCAAAUAGUUUUAUUUAGCCAAAUUAUUUAAGUCUGUAGGUGAUAAAUAUGAAAAUACCGGGUAUGUAUAUAUUGUUCAACUACAUGAUGUUCUUACGAACAUGAAAUAGGGGGAUAUCUUGGAACUUUCCUCUUUCCUUAUAAUUAGAUCUUGCUCAUCUAUAUUUAAAGAAGAAGUACUGUACCUUUGUAUAAACAAGUUUCAUUGGAAUGGGAUUUCCAAAAGCACAUAUAUACAAGUUCUUCCACUUUUGAGAUAAAUUGUUAGUGCUCUUGUUUGAAAGUGGUGUCAUCACUUAAAUUUUAUUAAAUACAGUACAGUAUUUCCAUAAUUUAUGACUUCUUAGGUUUAGUAUCACAUUUGGCUCGACAGGAUUUUUGUAUGUAUACAGUACACUGUGUCUCAUUUACAGUACAUCUUUCUUUAUUAUUCUGGCUUUUUAAGUGUAUUACUGUUUUCAUUUUUACAUUGAUUACUUAGCCCUUUAACAAUUCCUUCAGUUCAAUCAUGUUAGCUCUUAUACUUUCAGUGGCUAUGCAGAGCUAGUUCAUCUGUUUUUGAAGAAGACAAAGAAAAAUUAUUAUCCUCAUUGUCAAAUACUUUUAAUUUUUGCACUUAGCUUAUCCUGAAGUGCUCUGAUUUUAUUCUUGCCGGUAUUCAAAAUUCACUUUAUUAAAAAAAAAAAAAAAAUCAGCACUUAUUGCCCCAUCAUAAAUAGAUCACCUCAAAGUUACAUCCUCUUUGCAUGCUAACUUUAUGAUCUAUGUUUUGUUUAAUAUCCUUAUUCAUGACUUCAUCUACACUCCUGACUACAGUACAGUACGGUAUAUGCCUAACCUGGAAAAUUACUCAUUUACCGUAAACUUUACCUUACAUUGAGUGGCACUGUACCCUCAAUCUUCCUACAAUACACUUUAUAGCUUUUACAGUAAAGCUUGUUUUCUCUGAACUGAACUUAAUGCAUUUCAUGGGUGGUGAAAUAAAAUUGUGAGAAUAUCAGUAAUAUCUUAUUUAGAUCCCUGUAAACAAAACAAGAUCAUUAUCCAUGGCACAACCUGUGCAACAAAUUUCAAAUAUUUUUUAUUAAUAUUUAGCUUUAGUAGGUAGAGAAAUUAUAUCUUUAUAAUUUAAAUGCUGUAGGGUAUUAAUUUCUUUUGUUUAUUGUAUUAUUGAAAGUAUUUAUAUGGCUCAUAAGUGUCACACUAUAUGAAAUUUUAAAUAAAGCACUCCUGAUUACA
This is a messenger RNA of Homarus americanus (American lobster), 6401 nucleotides long. It is a transcript of the gene Caf1-105, whose product is annotated as chromatin assembly factor 1 subunit B-like. Gene Ontology annotation, molecular function: protein binding. NCBI's taxonomy places the organism in Eukaryota, Metazoa, Arthropoda, Malacostraca, Decapoda, Nephropidae. Gene Ontology annotation, cellular component: nucleus; CAF-1 complex. The coding region runs from base 231 to 1928 and encodes 565 amino acids. Gene Ontology annotation, biological process: DNA replication-dependent chromatin assembly; nucleosome assembly. The transcript has 12 exons. The record is from RefSeq and is a predicted model, not a curated record.